UUUUUUUUGAUUACGUGGCAAGUUGUAAACCGCCGGAUUUAUCCGAGCAAGCCGAUCCAGGUUUCAUAUUGACCAACACACUAGAGUCUAGCGCCUGAGUUCUGAGUUCUCACGGUGUGUCGAAUCCAAUCUGCGAGAAACAACCGAAGUCGUCUUCCAAACUCGAUGGCGCCGAAACCGAUUACCAGUCCCGUACCAGACGCCUGGUACCCAACUCUGUCGGUCUUCAUGCUCGCGAUCGGUCUCGUGGUCACCGCCUCCUUCUUCAUUUAUGAAGCAACCUCUUCUAGGCGGAACCGAAGUCUUACCAAGGAGCUUAUCACAGGAGCAGUGGCUUCUGUCUUCCUGGGUUUUGGGUCCUUGUUCUUGCUGCUUGCUUCUGGUGUUUAUGUCUGACUUUUUUUUUACCGUUGGACAAUGAGAUUUUUUCAAGCAGAAUUAGUUUUACAUGGAGAAUGUGAUUUUGAAAUUGUUAGUUAAUUAUAUUUCGUAGUUUUUGGAAAGAAGGCAAUUUCCAUCAACCACCAUAUUUGUUGUUUGUUGUGUCGUCUCUGCUAUGUGGCAGAAGAGAGAUGAUGAAGUGCGACAUGGUAUCUAAGAAAGAUUUUACUAUGAUGGCUGGAAAUUUGGAGAUUAGCCUUA
Molecule: messenger RNA, 642 nt
Organism: Juglans microcarpa x Juglans regia
Lineage: Eukaryota; Viridiplantae; Streptophyta; Magnoliopsida; Fagales; Juglandaceae
Product: transmembrane protein 258
Exons: 4
Coding region: 166-396 (76 amino acids)
Biological process (GO): protein N-linked glycosylation
Cellular component (GO): membrane-bounded organelle
Source: RefSeq, a predicted model, not a curated record